UAAGAAAUUUUAUACAAGAAAGUAUCUGGUGAAUCUUCAAAUUGUAGAACUCAUCACUUUCAUAGAAAUUUUGACAGUAAUUAAACAUAACCUCCCUGUUGAAAACGUCAAAGAUCAAAACAAAAUAAAAACCAAAUCAAAGAUAUCGAUAUUAAUGGUAUAAUCUCACCUCAAAUUUUCUUUUAAAAUGGCUUCAAAUUGGAAUAGUGAUUACUAUGUCGCUUUGGAAGGAAAAGACUUACAAGCCAAUGCUAUGGCUGUGGAUAUAACUGGCACUUACGUCCUGCUCGCUGGGAGGCGAUAUGUGGCACUUCGCAACCUUGAUGAGGAAUGCGAAAUUGUUCAGAAGUUUCCGAGGCAUAGCAAAUACGAUGUUGGGGCAGCUGAAUGGAAUCCAACAAUGCAUCAUAGAGAUUUGUGUGUCAUAUCUAGCAACCAAAGACUUGAAGUACUCACAUGGAGGAUGGAAGAACUAACUCAAACCCAUUGUCUUAAAGCACAUAACAGAGUAAUAACAGACCUUAACUGGCAUCAAAUGGAUCCUAAUCUAUUGGCAUCUUGUUCUGUUGACACUUUCAUACACAUUUGGGAUUUGAGAGAUUCUAGACGACCUGCACUUUCCCUAUCAGCUAUAGCAGAAGCUUCCCAGGUUCGAUGGAAUAGGAUAUCUCCCAACCUCUUGGCCACUGCACAUGAUGGGGACAUUAAAAUAUGGGAUCAAAGAAAAGGUACAUCUCCAGUACAAUAUGUGGCUGCCCAUUUGUCCAAAAUACACGGGUUAGAUUGGAGCAGAACUUCCGAGACACAGUUUGCUACUUGUAGUCAGGAUAAUACUGUGAAAUUCUUUGACACAACGAACCCUAGAAGAGCAGAAUAUAUUUUAACGACCAAUGCACCAGUUUGGAGGGCUAGAUAUACUCCAUUUGGAAAUGGCCUUAUAACUGUUGUUGUGCCCCAAUUAAGAAGAGGAGAAAACAGCUUAUUACUAUGGAACACAGCUAAUAGGGCAACUCCAAUGCACACCUUCAUGGGUCACAAAGAUGUAGUUCUAGAGUUCGCCUGGAGGUAUAAACGACCUGGAGAAUCAUGCUUUCAAUUGGUAACAUGGUCCAAAGAUCAAACUCUACUUAUUUGGAAAAUUGAACCUUUCCUACAAAAAUUAUGUGGUUAUGAACCCGAAGUAGCACAGGAUGUACUAUCUCAUCAUAAUCCUAAGGAAAACACUGAGAGAGUGUUGAAAAAAGCUCCACCCAAGGUGGAACCUCUACAACAGGAAUUCUCACUUCUCAAUGUUCACAUACCCAACCUAGAAGUCAAAAGUAUGAAUUUGAAUGAUCGCUUAUGCUCUGUGAGAGCCACUGUGAGCCGAUUUUCGGUAAAUUUACAAAUCACUUUUCCUGCCGCUUAUCCACAUGGAGUUCCACCAGUUUUUGAGAUCAAGGAAAAUUCUCAGGUUAACGAAAAUAUUGCAACCCAGUUGCUUCAAACUUUGAAUCAUUUAGCACAACAAAGAGUUUCCAAAAAUAGGACCUGUUUAGAAUCAUGUUUGAGGCAAAUGGUUACCACUUUGGAACAGUUAGUCACUGAUACAGAAGCUGAUAGAAUGUAUGAGAACAGUUUUAUUCAUUCAAAUACUUUAGGAGGGUUCAUUGAUGCCUAUAUACCAUUUCCUAGAACUUCUGGUGCUAAGUUUUGUUCUGUUAAUACCCUUGUAUGUUUUGGGAGAUCUGGGCAUAGUCGGAGAUUAUCUACAAAGAUGGACAUCGCUACUCCAAGGGCACUAUCGGCCUUGGAAAAUCUUCUAGCCAAAAGAUCCCCAUAUAACUUAUCAGUCUCCAACUAUUAUUUUCAACGGUCAAGAUCAAGGAGCAAGCACUAUUCCAAGCCCACCAAAGCAGUUGUUCAUAUUUAUGACGGCUCUGGUCUGUUCCUGGUACAUAAGCAAUUGGCUGAAGAAUACAUUCUUGAUGGUGAUGUUGGAACAGUUUGUAAGCAUAAUGCUGCAGCUGCUGCACUUGUUGGAAGAUGGGAUCUUGUGCAAGCUUGGGCACUGGCAGAGCUCAUUGCUUGUUCUGGGCAGGUUGAAGAUGAGGAAUGGACACAGCAUCCAUUCAACAUUCGGCUCAUGAAAUCUUUAAUAUCUCAUUAUGCUUCACUCAAUGAUGUCCAAAUGGCUGCAAUGCUUUGUUGUAUUUAUGGAAAAGAACAAGAAAGGGCUAGAAGAAUGCUGAAAAAUAAAGAAAAAUUUACUAAGUCCCAGGCUCAUUUUAAACUUGUACCAUCUACGUUUUCUUCUUCCAAACAUAGCAAACAUAUGUUACAUAAGUCAUGUGGCUCGCCUUAUCAUACUAUUCCACCAGCAGAUGUUCUGGCAGAAGGUUGGGUGUUCCCGUCGUUAGAAACAAUAAAAUCCUCAUCUUCCCUAGAUUGUUUAUGGUCUGAGAGUCCUCUAAAAACGGAAAAAACCCCUGCACCGCCCAAUUACGAAUAUUAUAAAUUGGCCUAUGCAGAAAUACUUCACAGGUGGGGCCUGCUAUAUAACCGAACAGAAGUGCUGAAGUACUUAACGACACCCCCAGAACAGCAUAAAGGUGUUGAGUUCCUCUCGGACUGCAAAUCGUGUACAAAGCCGGCGCGUGCUUCAAAUUGUAGUAGUUGUCGAAAACUUACCCUUAAUUGUAUUAUUUGUCAUUUGUCGGUAAGGGGGUCAGCUAAUUGUUGUAUUGUUUGCGGCCAUGGGGGUCAUACCACACAUCUAUUGCAGUGGUUUCAGACAAAUAGUGUAUGUCCCUCUGGUUGUGGAUGUAGGUGUGUAUAUGAAACUGCAACUGUGUUUUGAAUGGAAAUUCAGAAUUAAACUAGACUAAAUUACACGAUUUUCACCAGGAUGAGUUAUGUAACUACCACACAUGUAUAUAUCACCAAAAGAUGCAAAACACGUAUAAGGCUAAUUAACUCAUCGUUGCGAAAAUCAUAUAAUUCAGUUUCUAUUUUAUGUUAUGCUAUUCUGAGUAUUCCAAAAAUUGAACAGAUUUGUGAUAUUAUAUAAGACGACUGAAUAUUAUUUCAUAAUAUGAAUUUUACUGUAAUUUGAAAUUAAAUCUUAAUAAAUCCAGUCCAUUUCA
Molecule: messenger RNA, 3125 nt
Organism: Coccinella septempunctata (seven-spotted ladybird)
Lineage: Eukaryota; Metazoa; Arthropoda; Insecta; Coleoptera; Coccinellidae
Gene: Wdr59
Product: GATOR complex protein WDR59
Exons: 8
Coding region: 188-2839 (883 amino acids)
Molecular function (GO): protein binding
Source: RefSeq, a predicted model, not a curated record